CAGUCGAAGCCGCCGUGUGCGAGUGCGAGCCACGUUCACUAAUCCAAGGUGACCCAAGAUACUUGUGUUGCCAAAAACGCCCAAAGCCACACCCAGGGGAGGAGGGGAGCGAUAACCCUGCGCGCGUGUGCCACAGCCGCGCGCCCCUCGCAACAUGUGUGGCCGUCGCGGUCGCGGCCCCGUCGCUGCGCAUCAACCAAUCACCGCCCGCCUUACUGAGCGUACGACACAGACAUGAUAUAGCCCCGGGGCUCAUCCGCAAGCCUGUGGUCGCCAGCGACACUAGCCUCUUCCUUGCUCCUUCCCUCCCUCCCCAGCAACCGAUCCUCCCCUCCGCCUGCUGCUGCAGCAGCAGCCAUGGCGGCCUCCACGGCGCUCUCCACCUCCGCCAACCCCACCCAGUUUGUCUGCACUGCAUGCAUGCAUACGCCUGCAAUGGCCGCCGGCAGCUCUGCCGCCCCCGCGCCUCUCCCAACAAGCCGGCGAAGGGCCUGGGCCUCGGGACAGGCCGCGACCGCUUCUCCCAGCGCAGCAGCGGCGGCGGCGUCACGUGCCAGGCGGCGAGCAGCAUCCCCGCCGACCGCGUCCCCGACAUGGAGAAGCGCAAGCUGAUGAACCUCCUCCUCCUGGGCGCCAUCUCGCUGCCCACCGCCGGCAUGCUCGUCCCCUACGGCUCCUUCUUCAUCCCCGCCGGGUCCGGCGGCGCCGGCGGCGGCACCUACGCCAAGGACAAGCUGGGCAACGACAUCAAGGUGGAGGAGUGGCUGCAGACGCACGGCCCCAACGACCGCACCCUCGCGCAGGGGCUCAAGGGCGACCCGACCUACCUGGUGGUGGAGCAGGACAAGACGCUGGCCACCUACGGCAUCAACGCCGUCUGCACCCACCUCGGCUGCGUCGUGCCCUGGAACAGCGCCGAGAACAAGUUCAUCUGCCCCUGCCACGGCUCCCAGUACAACAACCAGGGCAAGGUCGUCCGUGGCCCGGCGCCCCUGUCGCUGGCCCUGGUGCACGCCGACGUCGACGACGGCAAGGUGCUCUUCGUCCCGUGGGUGGAGACCGACUUCAGGACCGGCGAGGACCCCUGGUGGAAGGCGUAAGCGGGGGCGCUCCGGCGGCGGCGGCGAUCGCCGUCACCCAGUGAUGAGCUCAUAGCCUUUGCGUUCCUGUGUUGCUGCUUCUCAGAGGGCGUUAUCGCUAUAAAUUCACUUGCUUCUUGCUUGCUGCCUCCAGAUUAUAUGUUGUACACAGCACACUGUAUGAAACAAGAACACUUGCUUCUCAUCUGAUCUGCAUAUACAUAACCUUUCUCGAGACUCUGAAA
Panicum virgatum (switchgrass) is the source of this 1324-nucleotide messenger RNA. RefSeq names its product cytochrome b6-f complex iron-sulfur subunit, chloroplastic-like. Gene Ontology annotation, molecular function: 2 iron, 2 sulfur cluster binding. Gene Ontology annotation, cellular component: plasma membrane. The transcript has 3 exons. The coding region runs from base 417 to 1100 and encodes 227 amino acids. The record is from RefSeq and is a predicted model, not a curated record. NCBI's taxonomy places the organism in Eukaryota, Viridiplantae, Streptophyta, Magnoliopsida, Poales, Poaceae.